AUGGCGGAAGCAAAACAGGAAUCUGAUAGACUCGCAGAGCAAAUCCAUGCCGCACCUGGAACAGAGCUCCUGUUUGAUGGUAGCGAUAAUGGGAGUAUUUCCGAGCGGCUUCACCAGCUGAAGCAUCGGAAGACAGGCGAUGGACGCAUGUUGUUGGUUCCGCAACCUUCCCUCAACGACCCAAAUGAUCCCUUGAAUUGGUCUACAACGAAGAAAUAUGUAGUGUUCGUCAAUGGCUGCUGGUUUGCAUUCAUGGGCGCUAUUACUGGUCCUAUCAUGGCUGCUGGUAUGAUGCAACUGACCGCUACCUUUGGCAAGAGCCUCCAAGAAUUGACCUACGCGAACGGAGCUUGUUUGAUCAACCAGGGUGUAUGGAAUUGUGUUUGGAUGCCAUUCGCCGUCAAAUAUGGUCGCCGGCCAAUUUAUCUCUUCUCAAACUUUCUCAUGGCUAUCGCCUGUAUCUGGCUGGCCAUUGCAUCCAACAAAAACUACACUGUCUUCAUCGUCGGGCGUGCUUUCCUGGGUGCUUUCCAGGCGCCCAUCGAGUCAAUCGUUCCAUCAACAGUGACCGAUAUGUUCUUUUUGCAUAACCGCGGAGAGCUCAUCGCCCUCUAUGGAUUGUCUGUCCUUGGAGGUAACGAACUUGGACCCAUGUUCUCCGGGUUCAUCGUGCAGGCCCUUGGAAUGGACUGGGCCUUCUGGAUUGUGGCCAUCUUCGUCGGAGUCAGCGUAGUCUCCAUGUUUUUCUUCAUGCCCGAGACCAAAUAUGACGGACCCCGUCCUGAUCCAUUCAAAACCACCAAAACAACUCAAGACUCCGACUCAAAGGAUGAGGUUAUGGUCCAGGACUCAGCUCCCAUCCCCAAAAAGACCUUCACGCAGGAACUCAAGUUCUGGAGUCGUGGAGAUCCAACCGUGGACCUCCUCCACGUCUUCCUGCGUCCCUUUGUGCUCUUGGCCUAUCCCACCGUCCUCUGGUCAUGCUGCAUUUACGGCAUGGCUCUUAGCUGGAAUGUGAUCCUCGGUGCCUCUGUGGCACAGCUAUUUGCACCACCCCCCUACAAUUUCAAUUCCAAUGCACAGGGUCUGUUUUUCCUAUCACCAUUUAUUGGUUCUCUUUUCGGCGUCUUUUUCUCUGGUACCGCCUGUGACUGGAUCGCCAACUUCUUCACCAAGCGCAACAACGGCGUCCGUGAGCCCGAGAUGCGCCUCCCCACGUGUCUGCUGGCAGCAUUUUUCACAUUCUUUGGUGCGCUUUGGUUCGGACUUAGCUACAAGCACUCCCUGCACUGGGGGAUGCCCGUUGUGGGGGCUGGCAUUUUAUCGGUAGGAAGCCAAAUGGGAACCACGCUAGGAAUGAGCUAUGCUCUGGAUUGCCACAAAGAGCUUUCCGUGGAGAUUAUGGUCACUAUUGCUGCGCUGAAAAGCUGCAUCGCGUGGAUCUGGACGUGGGUCAUUAAUGAUUAUAUCACUUCCGAUGGUGUGUUGAGUGUCUUCAUGACCGUUGCGGCUAUUAAUGUGGUGGUAUAUCUGUUCUGCAUUCCUUUCUACAUCAAGGGCAAGGAUAUGCGGAUUUGGCUGCACCGAAAGGAUUUCCUCCGGGCUCUUGGUAUCCUCUAG
Molecule: messenger RNA, 1620 nt
Organism: Penicillium paradoxum
Lineage: Eukaryota; Fungi; Ascomycota; Eurotiomycetes; Eurotiales; Aspergillaceae
Product: Major facilitator superfamily domain general substrate transporter
Exons: 3
Coding region: 1-1620 (539 amino acids)
Biological process (GO): transmembrane transport
Molecular function (GO): transmembrane transporter activity
Source: RefSeq, a predicted model, not a curated record